AUGGCUUACUUUUGUAAACAUCAUUUAUGUCGUCAAAUGAUGCGCUAUGUUUCCUUCCUUCGCCAGGUCAACUGGAGUGACGCGACCCGUUCAGGGUUCAGGUGUGAAGGCCCUAUAAACAAGCGUAUAAUUGCUAGCAAGCAUCAAUCUUUGCAGAGAAACUGUGCAGUAACAAUGGAAGAGGAGGACGAUGAUACCCAUCAGUGUCGGGCCUGCAAAAUGGUCAUCCAAGGACUGGACAACUACGUCCAGCACAGAAAGUUCUCUUGUGUUCGUCUGGCGGGCAAAAAGUCUCAGAUAGAUGAAGGUAAAACUUGCCACAUUCCUGUGGCCAGUGACAGUGCCUCAAAAUGUUCUGACUAUUUUAGGGUCGCCAAUUCAGAAGAAGAUGACAAGGUAGACGUAUUAUCGGAGGCAUUCACAGCUACAUGCACCGACAAAACUGGUCCUGGCACACAGAAUGAAAAUCACCCUGGAUCAAGCUCCUUCCAGAGUCCAAUAUCUGAAAGUGAAAGAGAUGAUGCUGAGAAUGUGCAUAGCCAGUCCCUUGAGGACACAGAAGAAUCAGACAGACUUCCAAUGAUUAUGACUGUGGAAUGUGUGGAUGUGGAGGAUCAACCUGAAGAACCAAGGAAGAUUCCAUUCUUUCUACAACAACACACAUCAAGGAUGGACUUUUCCUGUAAGGCGUGUGCAAUGGAGUUUAGCAACACCUUCAAACUCAAGCAACAUUUUGCCAGCAAAGCACAUCAUAUAAAAGUUGGCUAUGCUAAAAAGAAUGCUGAGAAAACCAAGGAGAACGGGUCAGGAGAAGGUGAAAGAUCCAGGAGUCCUUCCAUGGCCAUGACAGUGGACUGUGUCAAUGAUGAUUUCAGCUCUGACGACGGUUGUGGAUUUGGUCCAGAAGACAUAGAGGAUGGAGACAGACUUCAUGAUGAAGACACUCCUGAUGCCACAGAUUCUGCUUCAAAGAUGGAUACUGACGUACAGGAUACCUACUGUGACGUAUGUAAAUAUGAUUACGGUUAUCCAUCCAGGUUAAAGGCACACCUUAAGACUGAAAAGCACCUCAGAGUAGUGGCAGCUCUUGGCGGUACAGCCCAAAGUGAGAGCUAUUGUGAAGUUUGUCAAAAGGAUUUUUGGUCCUAUUCGAAAUUGGAAAAACACCUUUCUAGUAAAAGACAUAUCCAAGCAGCCGGUAAAGCCACAACCAAUACCAGGGAGAAGUCUAACAAGGAUACAACAGUCAAAGUGGGGGAAGAUAUCAAGAGAGGCAAUGAAGGACAGGAUACCUACUGUGACAUAUGUAAAUAUGAGUACAGUUAUCCAUCUAGAUUAGAAGCACACCUUAAAACUGAGAAACACCUGAGAGCAGCAGCAGCCCUUGGUGAAACAGUCAAUGAUGAAGACUCUCCCGAUGCCACCACAGACAUUCCCAAUGAGACAGCUGGCAUGAAGUCAGAGACGGAAAGCAGCAUGCAAAAUGUUGAGGAAUCUGCAACCAGAAAUCAAGGGGAAGCCGUGAAAGAAGAGAGUAACAGGGAAGAAGCCAGUAAGGAGACCAAUGUUGAUGUCACCACGGAAAGGAACAUGCAAAAUGAUCGCAGGGUUCGGAGUGAGAAGAAACGAAAGAAAAGGAAGAAGAAAUUGACUCAGAUUGAUAAUUCUGAUUGUUCUUCAGCUGUAGAUCCUGAUGAGCACCCUGAAGCAUCAGAUGACAAUGUUUACAGGAAGAAGGCAAGAAAUAAUGGAACUGCCCCCAAUCAUGCAAAGCUUAAACGAAAAAGGAAGAAGUACAGAGAACGUGUGAAAGUUGGCAAGAAACUUGCAUGCAAGUAUUGUAACACGGACUUUUCCACUGCAUCUCACCUGUACAAACAUGCAGUAAGGUAUCUUGAAAAAAAAGGAGAUCACAACCCUCUUUAUCUGUGUUACCCUUGUAGGCAUGUGGCCUACAGCAGCGAGG
Molecule: messenger RNA, 1966 nt
Organism: Branchiostoma floridae (Florida lancelet)
Lineage: Eukaryota; Metazoa; Chordata; Leptocardii; Amphioxiformes; Branchiostomatidae
Product: gastrula zinc finger protein xFG20-1-like
Biological process (GO): regulation of transcription by RNA polymerase II
Molecular function (GO): DNA-binding transcription factor activity; RNA polymerase II cis-regulatory region sequence-specific DNA binding; zinc ion binding
Source: RefSeq, a predicted model, not a curated record